AUGUCCUUCCUCGCCGAGAAUCAACAUGGACAACAGCCAGGCCCAUCACCAAUGACUCCCGAAAGCCAGCUCACGCACAAAACCAGCCCUGCAAUGCCUCAAGUCCCUCAGAUCCCCGAGCAAGGCGCUCCGCAGCCGCGAACCGAGCCGCCCCGUUCAACAGGGUCCGGCAACCAGGCUCUCUUCCGCCUCACCCCGGACUUCCAGGUAACCGCCCGCGAAGCAUCACGCUUCCUCUCCAUAUACAUGUCCGAAUACGCGCCCAACUUCCCCUUCGUCAUGGUCCCCGCCGCCGCCACCGCCCACAGCCUACACAGCCGCAGCCAAGGCCUAUUCUGGGCCAUCAUGACCGCCGUGGCGCCGCAGUCCUCCGCCGUCCAGCGGCACGUCAAGACGUGGUUCCGGCAGUACGUGGCAGAACACGUCCUUGUCCGACAGGAAAAGACCCUGCAGCUACUGCAGGCCAUUCUCGUGCAUCUCGCGUGGGGCGACUUCCACUUCUACAUCGACGCCGAGGCGACCAACCUCCUGCACCUAGCCCUGGCGCUGGCCAUGGACCUCCGGCUGGAAAAGUCGCCCGAAUCCAGCGCCGCCACGAUGCGCUCCCAGCUCGGCGAGGCCUGGGCGGCCCUCCGUCAGGGCGUCCCAAGCAGGCUCGGCAUCCCGCACACCCUCGACGACAAGAGGGCCGCCCUGGGCCUCUACCACCUGUCUUCACUAACCUCGGCACUGUUCAAGCGCGGCCCCCGAUUCCCGUGGACGCCCUACCUCUGCCAGUGCUGCGAUGCGCUCACCGACGCCCGCGCGCACGAAUCAGACGCCCGCCUCGUCGCGCUGGUCCGCAUCCAGCGCAUCGCAGACGGAGCGUACAGCAUCCUCGCCGCGCCGGGCGGCACGACGCGCGACACACGCACGUACGGCGCCUCUCUCGAAAUGGCCGUCGCCCACGUCCGGCGCGAACUCGACUCCUUUGUCGCCGCGCAGCCCGAGGCCGUCAAACAAGACACCUGCCACCGCGUGCUGACAAUGCGCCUCUACGAGCCGGCAAUGGCCAUGGCGGCGCCUCCCCCGACCGACUCCGACUCCCUCCUCAGCGAGCCGUUCCUCCGCGCCGAGUCGCUGGACAAGUGUCUCGACUCGUCCGGGGCCUCCUUUGCCGCGCUGCUCUCCAUCCCGCCCAGCCAGCUGUGCCGUCUUCCGCUCGCGGGCACCGCUGCCCUUGCCUUUACAAUCGUCACGACCUGUCGGCUGCUGUUGCUUGACACCGCGCCCGACUGGCAGCCCGACGUGGCGAGGAAGAAGCUAGAUUUUGCCGCUGCCUUGAGAGAAAUCCAGGACAAUUUUGGGCAUGCAGACAAGUGGGCCGUGGAGAAUGCCCGGAAGAGAAGGCUGAGAGAGAACGACGACGCCGCAAACAGGCCAGACCAUUAUACGAGCAACUUGGGGUGGAUUCGGCAGUGGUACAUGUCAAAGGCUGGGCAGGCGGAACGGCAGUCGUCUGAGGCGCAGGCCCAAGAGGGCACUUUGACGCCGGCAGAUGCCCAGCCGUGGCCCGAUGCAAGGCUGGACUUUGAGUUUUGGCCCGAUUUGAUAGCCAUGUCUGAUGUGGCCAUGCAGACAUUCUCAGGAAACACAUGGAGCGAUAUUUGA
Molecule: messenger RNA, 1650 nt
Organism: Metarhizium acridum CQMa 102
Lineage: Eukaryota; Fungi; Ascomycota; Sordariomycetes; Hypocreales; Clavicipitaceae
Source: RefSeq, a predicted model, not a curated record